AUGUCGACUACAAGAAUCUCAACUCCAAAAAGGUCUCCAAAAAAAUCGACAUUCACUAAAACAGGAAUUCAAGUCACAAAAUCAACUCCCAAUCUCGGUGCCUCCUACAAUUUGGCUUUAUUACAAGCUUCAGGAGCUUCACCGGUUCUUGCACAUUUUUCCAAUAACGGUCAGGGUUUUGGUCUAAACAAUCCUAGGUCGAAGCCAUCUCGACAAGUCUCACUCGCAUCCCUUACCUCAAAUUCACUGGCGGCAAUACCGGAUGCUAGUAAAAGAUACCCUCUUUCAACCGUUUUUGAUGAGGAUAUGCCACCAGCAGGCAACAUGUAUACACCUUCUCGAGUUGGUGGUGGGCCCGAUGAGUUGGAGGUGGGUGACAUAGUUGAUGUUCCUGGUAACAUGUAUGGUACUGUCAGAUUUGUCGGCAGUGUGCAAGGCAAGAAGGGGGUCUUUGCCGGAGUGGAAUUGGAUGAGAUGUUUGCUUCCAAAGGGAAGAACAAUGGUGAUGUUGAAGGUCAAUCAGUUGGCCCAGGUAGAAUUCAAAAAACCCGACCAUCGAUAGCCACACCAACCACAUCACGACCAGAGUCUCCAGUACGAAGAGCAGCCGCUGCUAGGACAUCAAUAAAUGCACCCGGGCAGAGAGUCCCAUCUCGAUAUGGAAGUCCUGCAGCGGCGAACUUUGGGCAGAACAUUAGAGGAGUGCAAGAUGCUAGAGACCCAAGCAAGAAAGUCGGUUACGCCCCAACAAAUGGCAUGAAGACACCAGUCCCUCCACGAAGUGUUUCGGCACUUGGCACAGGGAGUAGACCUGCAGCAAUGAACCUCAGUGAUGAAGAUACACCUUCUGCUGGAAUUACACGGACGGCAACAAACGGGAGUGUGAGCUCAAUCUCUUCCUUCAACGCAAAGUUACGACCUGCAUCAAGAUCCGCCUCGCGUGCGUCCCGAGCUACUGACGACGAGGUCGAGCGAUUGAGAGGUCUACUGGAGGAGCGCGAUCGGGAAAUAAAAGCACAAGCUUCAAUCAUAGAAGACAUGGAAAAGACUCUUAGUGAAGCUCAGUCACUGAUGGAGGACAACAAUGAGAACGCGGGCGGUCAUAGAGAUAGCCGGGGAAGCAUGGAGGACAAAGACGCAGCACAAUUGAGAGCAAUAAUUCGUGAAAAGAAUGAAAAAAUCGCCAUGCUGACUGCUGAGUUUGAUCAGCAUCGAGCUGAUUUCAGAAGUACAAUAGACACACUUGAGAUGGCUGGUGCUGAAACCGAAAGAGUCUACGAUGAGCGCAUGAGUAAUCUUGUAAUGGAGCUCAGGACGAUGCAUGAGAACAGUCAUGAUGUGAAGCAUGUUGCUGUACAACUGAAACAGCUAGAAGAGCUUGUUCAGGAGCUUGAGGAAGGUCUUGAAGAUGCGCGGCGUGGUGAAGCCGAGGCUCGCGGUGAGGUCGAGUUCUUGCGUGGAGAGGUUGAAAGAACUCGAUCUGAGCUUCGUCGUGAGCGGGAGAAAACUGCUGAAGCUCUCAGUAACGCAAAUCCUGCUACGGGUGUGGGUGCAGCAACACUUUCUAAAGAGAUUGCACAAAGAGAUGACGAGAUCCGCGGUUUGAAAGCUAUCAUUCACUCGCUUAGCCGAGAUGCCAUACCUGAUGGGAAUUUCUCGGAUCAUGAAAAGACACCAAGUGUUACACGACCAGGGCUACAUCGAAGCCGUACGGAAAGCGCUUCAGCUUCAGAGGAGGAGCGUCUUAGCCGGGAGAAGUUGGAACGAGAAGUGAGCGAACUUCGUGCCGUCGUAGAAAGUAAAGACAGCAAGGAAGAAGAAAUGGAGCGUGAGCUAGAGGGGCUACGAAGGGGAAGUGUCAGCAAUUCUACUACGCAGCGUACUAGUGCCAUUAGCAGUGGAACUGCAACCCAGGAUAGAAACUCUGUCCGAGAUUCCAAAGGCACAGUUGGAAGCUGGCGGGACCGCGAAGGAACAUCGGAUGUUCACCACCACAACUUGGAGUCAAUGCCAGAGAUUGACGGUUACUCUUCAGCAGCGGAGGAUUUCUGUGAAUUGUGCGAGGCAUCAGGUCAUGAUGUUCUACAUUGCCCCAUGUUCGGUCCUAAUGGUAAUAGUGGCAACUCUAGAGAGGAGUCUCCUAAAGAGCAACGAACAGGAAAAGACGUUGUCAUGGAAGGACUCAAACUAUCACCCAAACUAGCGCAAGAAGAAUACGAACCAGCACCUUUAGCACCAGCCAAGAAGUCGUCUGAUGACUCGCCUAUUAAAACCAUCCCUAACCUCAUGGACCCAGGUGCUGCUCCAGGAAAAGCAAGUGGAGUCAUCAAUAUGGACAAAUGGUGCGGUGUAUGUGAACGAGAUGGACAUGACAGCAUUGACUGUCCGUUUGAAGAUGCAUUUUAG
Sclerotinia sclerotiorum 1980 UF-70 is the source of this 2406-nucleotide messenger RNA. RefSeq lists its product as hypothetical. The transcript is spliced from 2 exons. The record is from RefSeq and is a predicted model, not a curated record. Lineage: Eukaryota; Fungi; Ascomycota; Leotiomycetes; Helotiales; Sclerotiniaceae. Bases 1 to 2406 code for a protein of 801 amino acids.